Hypoxylon fragiforme is the source of this 1584-nucleotide messenger RNA. RefSeq names its product glycoside hydrolase family 16 protein. Bases 328 to 1506 code for a protein of 392 amino acids. The transcript is spliced from 2 exons. The record is from RefSeq and is a predicted model, not a curated record. Lineage: Eukaryota; Fungi; Ascomycota; Sordariomycetes; Xylariales; Hypoxylaceae. Gene Ontology annotation, biological process: carbohydrate metabolic process. Gene Ontology annotation, molecular function: hydrolase activity, hydrolyzing O-glycosyl compounds.
GGCGUGUGCAAUAAAUAAUUCUAUUUUGGGUGAUGGUUGAUUCGAUACAUAUUUUGUCUUAUUCUCCCAUCUCCUUCAGCCCGAAUUCCCUCUCAUUUGUAUAGUCUUCAUUAGUGGGUCGGCUAUCCGAUGUUUUCUUCAAGUACAUAAUUUUUCAGCUAUAUUUGAUCUUGUACACGAGACUUUUCUUUCAUACAUACAUAAGGCUAGCUCCUUCGAACUGUGCGCAUAUUUUAUGUGGUUUUGGGUACCUUAUACACGUAAAAGGUAGCUGGUUAAGCUGAGGUCGGAAUACACGGACAUAUACAUAUCCUCAUAAACGUUGUGAUGGGGUCCCCAAGGCUCUUCCACCCGUUCAUAGUCGCUAUCAGCUUGGUCCCGUUAGUUGUUACGGCUUUCCCAGAAGUUAGUGGCGAUACAUGCGAUUGCUAUCUCACCAAUGGAAGUAGCAGCAACUGGUUUACGACACAUAAAUUCUUCGACUUUCGGGAUAAAUCAGGAGAUGCUCGAGUACCAGCUCUCAUUGACGACCCUACAGAGAGUAGUGAAGCCAGCGCCACUAACGAUUACCUCCUUUCCGACGACUGGACUGGCUAUUGGACUUUACAGAGUUGGAAUAAUUCUGCCUCGUUAGGGACCGACGUGGGCGAUGCAUCAAUUCUCAUGGUUCAUUCUCCCAACAAUGUCUAUAUAGAGAACAACGCAGACGAGAAUGCCGAUUCAAGUACAUAUUUAACAAUGAGGACGGCACGCUUGGAUGAUUAUCAAUCGGCGUCCGAGUUCGAGUCAAACAUACAAAACUACCAUUUCCUGUCGGUGAGAAUGUAUGCGAGGACAACUGGCGCACCAGGCGCAGUAACGGCAAUGUUCACAUACAAGCAACUCGACAACUCCGAUGACCUUACCGCAGUUCAAGAAUCCGAUCUAGAAAUUAGAACACUCGACCCGCCCAAUAGCGUUCAAUACACAAACCAGCCAUCGUAUACUUCUCAGGGGCUCAACCUCGCAGAUGCCACACGAAAUGUAACGAUACCGAAGGAGAGAGACUGGACGAACUGGGCAGUGUAUCGCAUGGAUUGGAGUCCAUCAGCCACAACGUGGUAUAUUGAUGGCGAUGAAGUCGCCUCGAUUUCCUUCCAGACGCCACGUGAUCCGAGUAUGCUCAUCUUCAACUCAUGGUCAGAUGGCGGUUCCUGGACGGGUAAUAUGAGUGUAGGAAGCGAGGCACGUCUUCAAGUCCAGUGGAUCGAACUUGUCUAUAACACAACUGGCUCGGAUUCUAAUGGGAAAAAGACGAGGAGGGAGGAAACCGAAAUCUUCAGCCAGAUCGAAAAGAGAGAUGGCCAGUUCUGUGAGAAUGUUUGCAGUAUCGACGAAACGUCAACAGUGGGAACUACGGUACUUAUACAGGGCAGCAGCGCUUCGGGGCUGUUGAAACAGUUCGGGGGGCUCGAACCUAUAUAUUUCGCCGUAUCUGUACUAUCUAUGAUUUUGGCUUUUUGGUAGAUGGCGGUUAGACCCACGGCGUUGGAAUUGUUUUCAAAAUCAGGACUGUUCUCUACGAUGCAGGAAAGCAUCUAGCCU